CCUCAUCUCCCCAGAGAGCCAAAACGAGUCACUGAUCAUCGCUCCCAGGGCUAGCGCGCGAGCCUCUCCUCCAGUCCCGAAGCGAGUCUGCAGCUCACUCGUCCAGCCUCACUCACAACACCAAACAUGGCGGAGGAAGAGGGAAUCAUCAAGGCUCUUGUGUGCGCUUAUUUGAAUGAGAAGGACAAGUCCCUCGGACAGUCGGUGGAGAAGAAGCUGAAUCCGCCAAAAUUAACAAAAAGCUCCCCAUCAGUCACAGAAAUUGUCAAACAUUUCCUCAAAACCUCGCCGAACAAGCGCCGCCUGAGCUUUGAAACCCCAGCAGCUAAGAAAGCCCGUAAAGAAUCUAGUUCAAGCUCAGAAGAGGAUGAAAGUCCUCCCAAAAAGGCAGCAACUCCUCUUGUUAAUGGCAAAGGACCCAAGGCUGUGGCAAAACCCAAGAAAGCAGAGUUGAGUUCUUCUGAAGAUUCCGAGUCGGAUUCGGACGAGUCUGAUGCACCUCCCAAGAAGAAGAUUGCUGUAGCGGCCCCAGCAGCAGCCACUCCCAAGGCAGCAGCAAAGGUUCCUCCCAAGAAGCCGGCAGAGAGUAGCAGUGACGAGAGCAGUUCUGAAGAUGAAGCCCCUGCAAAGGCACCUGUCAAAGCUGUGCCAGCCAAACCUGCAACACCUGCUAGCAAGCCUGCAGCAAAGAAGGCAGAAUCCUCCAGUUCGGAAGAGUCCAGUUCAGAGGAUGAAGACUGCAAAGCCAGCUGUGAAGAACCAGCCACACCUGCACAGAAGGCGGCCACUCCUGCUAAGAAGCCAGCUGCUGCAAAGAAGGCAGAAUCUUCCAGUUCAGAAGAAUCCAGCUCUGAAGAUGAGGAACCUGCUAAACCAGUUUUAAAGAAGCCUGCUACACCUGUACAAAAGGCUGCUUCUCCUGCAAAGAAACCAGCUGCUCCUGCAAAGAAGGGAUCCUCCAGUUCGGAAGAGUCUAGUUCUGAGGAUGAUGAGCCUGCUAAACCAGUAGUGAAAAAGCCAGCUGCCACUCCUGCUAAGAAGCCAGCUGCUGCUAAGAAGGCAGACUCCAGUUCUGAGGAAUCCAGCUCAGAUGAAGAUGAACCAGCCAAGCCAGCUGUGCAGAAAACAGUUGUAAAACCAGCUGCUGCCGCCAAGAAGGCAGAAAGUAGCUCAGAAGACUCUUCAGACUCUGAUUCUGACGAAAAGCCUGCCAAGCCCGUAAUCAAGCCUGCUGCCCCUGCUAAGAAGGAAAUGUCCAGCUCAGAAGACAGCUCAGAUGACGAAGAACCUGCAAGCAGCAGCCAAGCCAGCGCUGCACCCGCAAAAACUGCAAAGGAGUCUAGCUCUGAGGAGUCGACCAGUGAGGAGGAAGAGGAGGAAACUCCAGUCUUGAAGACCCCAGCACCAAAGAUGACCAAUGGCACAGUGGAGAAUUCUCUUAACAAUUCCUGGAAUGGGUCUCUGAAUACAUCGCUCAAUACCUCGGGUGGCAAAGUUAAAAAAGAGCCUUUCAGGAGGGUGCGAGCAGAGGAAAUAGAGAUCAACCCAAAGUUUAACAACUCCUUUGAAGCCAAGCAAGGUGCAAGAGGAUGUUGGGGUGAAGGUGCUUACAGAACCCUCAAGGACACUCGAGGAAAAUCUUUCCGUCAUGAAAAGAACAAGAAGAAGAAAGGAUCCUACCGAGGAGGCAUGUUGGACACAGCCGUCAACUCCAUCAAAUUUGACUCGGACUGAUAGAACAGUUUCCCAUGUGAAGCACCUCCCUCCCCCCCACCUUCAGGCAAAUCAGACCUUUAUCCAUGGGCUGCCCAGAGUGAUGGAUAGCUGUUAGAGAAAGGCCAAGGGCAGAGAUGCAGCCACACAACUCUCUGCCGGUGGUUUCACAUGAAUGUGUUUGUGUGUGGAAGCUCAUGUGAUAUAUAUAUAUUUACAAAGCAGAUACAUUACUGUGUGGGAGUUGUUUAUUUGUUGAAUUUUAAGAAGAGAGUGCAUUAAGUGGCGAACUUCAAAGUGAUGAGGAAGUGUUCUGAUAGUGACACAUUCUUGUGUUUGAAUCGGUAAUUUAGCUACAGGUCUUUGCAUUUGUGGAAGUGCAGUGAGCCCAGGCAAGGUCUCAGUGUGAACAAUUUCCUUGGUUUGAACCUGUAACAAAGGAGAAAGUCCAGUCUGGGAGAACGUUUAGGGCUAUAAAUUGUCAGAUAGGAGAAUGAAGAAAAUGUAUUUUUUUAGAAGUUAUUGCUAUAAUACAAAAAAAAAAGGUUCUAUGCACUGCAGCCAUAGAUAUUGUUAGGGUUAUACUUGUACAUUUCCACUUUUGACUGAAAAGAAAAUGGUGAUUAUAACCCCAACAUUUUAUUUGGUGCAAAUAGGAAGAGAAAUCUGUUGCUCUUAAUUAUUUACAUAAUAGUUUUGUGUAAAUAGAUGAGAUACCAGUUUCCGUUGUACCAUUGAUGAAAGUAUUUGGAAUUUGUGUUUGGUACAAAGUUUGUGGAUGAACGGUUCUUUUGAUAUUUUGGUCCCUUGAUUUAUAAAGUUACCUUGUUAAGUUUAUGGCUCAAAGAUAUAUUGUUUUCUUGUCCAAACUGUUUAGCGGUUUGGGAAAAAAAAUUGCGCUUUCCUCCUAUCUCAGUAUUUAAUAUGUUCCAGAAACAUUUGUAACUACACAAGUAGUUAUGUCAGUGACUGUUUAAAAACAUAGAUUAAAUGUUUAUACGUA
Molecule: messenger RNA, 2716 nt
Organism: Penaeus monodon (black tiger shrimp)
Lineage: Eukaryota; Metazoa; Arthropoda; Malacostraca; Decapoda; Penaeidae
Product: nucleolar protein dao-5-like
Cellular component (GO): nucleolus; nucleoplasm
Source: RefSeq, a predicted model, not a curated record